Molecule: messenger RNA, 1812 nt
Organism: Suillus subalutaceus
Lineage: Eukaryota; Fungi; Basidiomycota; Agaricomycetes; Boletales; Suillaceae
Exons: 5
Coding region: 282-1670 (462 amino acids)
Molecular function (GO): protein binding
Source: RefSeq, a predicted model, not a curated record
CUCGCGGACAUUGGGAUUGGGCGUCCCCCUAUGACGAUAUCAGUAACGCGACUCUAGAUCAGAAAGGAAGUGAAAUGACUGGCGCUGAUCUUAUGUAGGUCACCAACUUAGCCGAGCCUGAGCCACACUGGUACUAGUCGUACUGGUAUGACUACCUCGAUGUCGCAGGAUAUUAAUAUUCCUCGCAAUAUAUACCAAAUCAUUUCUCUGCUGGAUCCCUCAAUCCACAGUGGUCUGUGUUCAGCUAUCGGGACGCCAGCUCAACAACGUAACUAUCCGUGAUGCAUUGCACGUCUAGCUUGGAUCAAUUGGCCGACGACAUCCUCAUACAGAUACUUCAGACACUGUCUGUGCGAGGAAUAUUGACACUGCGAUGCACCUCCAAACGUUACUAUUCUCUGUCUAAGCUUCACUGCGUUUGGUAUGCGGUGUUCUGUGCUGAAGUAUUGGCCCGCCACCUUCCUCCCCCCGGUCCUUCGAGUUCAUGCUCUCUCAGUGCUCUGUCUUCCGCAGAUCUAGAGUAUCGGACCUUAUUAGCUCUUUCUCUCGAGAGACGUUGGUCACGAUCCAAGGCCAAUGUCAUUGUUUCGAACAGAGAACGAGAGACUGUCGACCAGAUCGUACUUGUCCCUGGAGGAAUGCAGGUCUUGACGGUUCAUGGAAAUAAAGUGGUGUGUCGGCUCAUCUCCGGCAAACCAGGCUCGUACGAGCUUCAAAAUAUUGGAGCAUGGUCAUUACCGGGUGACGAUACAUGCAUAAUUGUGAAGGACAUGGAGCGCCAGGGAAUCAUUGCCAUCGGCUCUAGAGACAAUCCAAAUCGACGUGCUACAGUAUUCUCGCUCUCCUUGAAGCCUGUUCUCAACAAGCUUUGCGACUACUCACUUAUCCCUGGUACUGUCGCAGGGAUUUCACGGCACCUCCUUUUCCUGGAUACUACAUCACAGAAGGAUGGGGGCGGCCUCGAGGUCCUAGACUGGCACGCUAAGACAGAAGGCACUGCCCUUCUCCCGCGUAUACCCGAUCUGUUCGGUGCCUUCCUAGACUUUGUCCAUUUCUCAGACCAUAUACUUGUAAUGUGGGAGGCAUGCAUUAGCGUGUUCCCGGUGCCCGACGUACCAGCUAAAGGACGAACUGUGGUGGCGCAUACCAAAGUAUUCAUGUUGUAUGAGCACAUCAGCUCGCCUAUCGCCUUUACAACUUGCGUUUCUCGAGGUUGGUCUGGUGCAGAUGCUCCAAUGUAUGCACCAUCACAGGAAUCACCUUCCCUUACAAUCGCUUCCAGAGGCAAAUCGGGCGGGAUUUCUCUGUCGAUGCUUAUCUCGCUAGAUAACGACGAGGAUCCAUCCAGUUUCCCGUACCGGCUUCUCCGACUCUCUCCGGUCGUUCCGGACGUAACACAAGAUUUAGGGGGGUGCACGCAGAUAUGCCUGGGGUCGUCGGGGCGCGGGUUGUUUGUGUUUGAGGGGAAGGUGCGACUUUGCGGACCAGGUCUAUUGUUCAUGCCCCCGUGUGAGAUGCAGUUCGGUCCUGAGUUUGAGACGGAAAGGGUUGUAUAUGAGAUUGAAACCGGUGAUGUUGUUGGUGGAGACCAGGUCGACUUUGACGAGGGGAUGGGACGACUAGUUGUUGCGAAGGGAAGCGGGGGCUUUGAUGUGGUGCAGCUGCUGUGACUGACUGACUGCUGAAUUUGAAGUGUUUGCGAUCUCUGUUUCUUGUAAAAUCUGUAUAGUAUCCAUUAGUUUUAACGUUGUAUAGUACUUGAGACAGUUUUACAUAAAUAACGUUCCAGAGUAAUCAACGUUAACUGAGCGU